CAGUCCCGCCGGCUGCCAGAUCCGCGCCGGGCCCGCGCGCGGCAUGGGCGGUUCCGGGGGCCCCGCGGAGCCAUGAGGUGCGGGCUGCGGGCGCAGCGGCGAGCAGCAUGGCCGGGGCCGGGGCCAGGGCUGGCCGGCGCGGCAUCCCCAAGCGCAAACCCAACUUCACGCUGCAGGAGAUCGACAUCCUGAUGAGCGAGGUGCUGCGCUACGAGCAGCUGCUCUUCGGGGCCAGCUCCACCAACGUGAACGCCUACGAGAAGCAGAAGAUCUGGUGGCGCAUCACCAACAAGAUCAACGCGGCGGGCCGCAACCAGCGCGACAUCGGCGAGGUGAAAAACCGCUGGCGCGGCCUGCGCCGCCGGGCCAACGACAAGAUCACCCGGCACCGCCAGGAGCGCCAGGCACCGCCCGACGCCCGCGGCUACUCCGUGCCCCGCGGCGCCGAGCCCCGCGAGCCCGAGCUCGGCCCGCAAUGGGGCCUGCACGGCGUGUGCCCGCUGGACGCGCCGCCCGGCUCCGGCGAGGUGCCCGCGCAGCAGGGGGCAGGUGUGAAGGAGGAGCCAGUAAAGGAGGAGCCAGUGGACGUGAAGCCAGAACCAUUCCAUACGCCUUCCACUGAGGUCAUCCAUCAGCAAGUGACGCGGGGAGGAGAGAGGCGGCUCCUCAGGAGUGCUGGCCAUGUGCCGGACGAUCCAUGUGAAGGCUGGAGCCAGAGCCCGCAGAAUCCCUCGCAAAAUGAACUCGCCAUCAGCGAGCUGGGAGGGCAGCAGGAGCCCCUGGGCACAGAUUUCACGAGUAUUAUCUUUGACCAAGAGGCAGAGCACCUGAAUGAUUGUAAUGCAAGUGAGAGCAUGACCCCUGUAACUGUGGCGCUGCAGGAGGGGGGGCUGGAGAGUGGCCAUCUUAGCCCCGUGGAGAAGCGGAUUCUCCAAUCCAAUGAGCAGCUGGUGCAGGAGAUGCGAGCCUUCCGCAGGGAGUACACGGAAAGCCGCAGGGAAACUGCCUCCAUCCUGCGCAUCAUCGCCAAGGCCCUCAGCAGUGUGAGCAGCAGCCUCUGCAUUGUCAGCUCCUGUCAUCUUUAGCUGAUUAGUGGGCUUCCUCCCACCUCCCAGCGAAGUGCGGAAGUGAUAGAGAAGAACCCAACACCUUCAGUUUCUUCAGUCCCUGUUGGACGCUCUUGCUCACUCACCAGCUUAUAAGAUCUUUGGGGGACCCUAUCAGACACUCCACUAAAUGCAGCUAUUUCUGUACUUGCUGCAUUACAAUCUGAGAUCUUCCCCAACAGUCUGUACUCCUCCUGCUCCUGUUCUGAACAUGGGUCAGUUGGCAAAAAUGUUCCCCUGUGGGACCCUACCAUUGAGCACCCCAAUAAGAGCCUUCCCUUUCAGAGGGGCUGGGAACCAGCAACUGCCAUCUGCUUCAACGGAGACUGAGAGGUGUUGCAUGUUCAAUCAUACCACAUAAUUAGGAGUGAAAAUGUUGAUCUACAUCCUUGGUGGCUUAUGUCUUUUUCUUAGGUAAGGCUGAAAUUUAGACUUACUGGAUUGCAUUUCUUCCCAUUUUGAAACAUGCUACUGAAUUUUCUUGUUCCAGUCUCCUGACGCUUGGACAGUAAUUGUCAGAGGUUUGUUAGCUAAUUCCUUCAACCCCCUCCAUCCCAAUAGGAUCUAAGCCAGUGGAAUUGUACAUGUUCAUGUUUCCCACUAUUCUAUUGUUUUACAAGCUCUUAAUUACUUCCUACUGUCAAAACUCACCUGUAUUUUUCCAUUCAGGACAGAUCUGCCCCAAGCCCUGUUCUUGGUAAAAUAGACAUUGUGAGAUGGAGCCACCUAAAAACUGACCUUUUAACAAAUCAGUCAUAUUUCCCCUUUGUAGAAUGGGUUUUGUCCACAGCCAACUUUGAGCAGGAGGUAGGAUCAACAUGAAACAGCUGACACGGGCAUCCUUCUGAGACCUAGUGUCUGGUACCAAGAGUAGUUCCAAAACCCUACUGGUAAGUGAUUUGGGCUUGUUUUGUGAUCCUGUGGCUCACUGAGCUGCCAUACUCCUUGCCUGAAGCGGCAGCACUGUGUGUAGUGGGAGAGACCCCACACACACCCCCUGUAGUCCAGAGGAGGUGCUCUGGGCUGAGAGCCAGGAAGCUGUGAGUUGGAGUGUUACUUUCUGUUGGCUGCUAAUAUUUCUGUGACCUUCACAACCCUUUCUAGAAGCCAAGCCCCCGCUGGCUGCUCUAGAAGCAGGUAUCUAUCACCCCACCCCCCAGUGUGCAGACAAGAAUACCGUGUACCAGAGCAGCCAGUGGCACCCAGCUCUACCAAGUCUCAGUCACUCACCCACAUGCUUUUGGCAAUGAAGGUGCCAGUACUAGGUGUAGCUAUGCUGACAGGCAUGGUGCUGAACUGGCUGGAGUUACAAUGCAAUGGUUAAGGUAAUGGGACUAUACCCAGAUCACAAAGGUAUCUAGGCUCCUACUUCAACUGACAUCAAUGGAAGUUAGGAGCCUAAAUACCUGUGAUCAUCUGGGUUGAUGAGGCUGAGCUGUGGGCUGGGCACAUCAGUGUAUUAGGCCCCUAAAUACUGUUAAAAUUUGGGUCUUGGGCCAGAACUGUCCCCUCUUCGCGGUCAAUGCUUCUACCCCUCAUACGGUGAGAUGUUGGGGGAGGAUGGUCUUGUGAUUAAGGCAAUGGACUUAGGAGAAACUCCUGGCACUGGCAGAGACUUGCUGGCUGACCUUACCCAAGUUGCUUAAUUAUGUGCCUCAGUUUCCCCAGCUGCAGAGUGGGCUUUUCAAAGACCUGACUGGCCCAUUUUUUGCUCAUUGAGGGUUAGGAGAAUAGUGGUUGGAAAACAGGCCUUGCCCCCAGUGGAAAAUUUUGAUUUUCAUUGGCAAACCAAACAUUUUCAGCUUUCACUGAAAACUUAAUUUUUGGCCAAUUUUUUUUUUUUUUUUUUUUUAAUUUUUCACUUUUUUGACAAAACUGAAACCUUGUGAGGGAAAGAAAAUAGCCCCAUUUUCCAUCUGGGGAAAAGACUGGAUGGAAAAUUUCCCCAUCAGCCCUAACUAGGAGCUAGGGCUGGUUGCCUUGGUGCCAAGAAGCCUUUAGAGGAAGGGGGGUGACCCCUCCCUAGUCCAAUCCCCCACUGCCUGGGGUGGCUGGGUCACCUGCAGGGAGCAUGGGGCAGUACUGUGCCCACCAGGGCUGAAGGGGCAGGAAGCUGGCAGGGAGUCCUGUGUGGGCGGCUGACUGUGCAGCAGGGCUCCUGCUCAAAGCUGAAUCCUCUGCAAACGGCUGCAGUGGGAGCAGCCUGAAGGGCGGUGUGCCAGCCCAGGGGCCCACUUGGGGCUGCUCCACUUAGCCACACCUCCCCUUUCGCACCCACCAGGGACCCUGCAGGGCAGAGAGCUGGGCAGAGGACUGCUAACAGCUCGGCUCCUGCAACCGCUGCGCUCCAUCCCUGGCCUCAACUCUCCCUGUUUGACCAGGCCCUGACCCGCAGAGCUGCCCCCACCCCAGCUGCAGGGAUGCCAACAUUGUAUUUCAAAAUUAAGGGACUGUUUUCUGAGCCCCCCUGCCCCACCUCUCCUCCCCAUAUUAAUACUAAGCAGGACUCACCUGCAUUAGUUGGGGGUAUUGCUUGCUGCUUUGGGCAGCAAUCAGCAACUCCCGAGAUGAAAGUUUUCAUCUACAGAGAUGAAAAAAUCAGGUGUGUCCCUUGUAAUAAGGGACUGUUGGCAAACCUAGCUCCAGCUGGGAGCUGCAGUGGGGUGGGGGAGCAGCGUCUCCUGCUCCUGAGGGCUGGGGCAGCAUGGAGCCCCCUUCUCCAAUCUCUGGGCUGUAAGACUCAGGCUCCCCUUCCCCCCAGGGCUGCUUCUAGCUGGUAGCUGUACCCAUUUCAGCCCUUCCAGAAGCCCAGGGCAGCCAGGAGCGGGCAGGGUCCCUCACUAGCUCUAUUGUGGUAGCGGGAAUUCACACGGGGUUGCAGGGCUGGCACUUGGCAUGGCCCAGGCCUCCUGCCCCUAGCAGGAACCAGAGAAGGUGACACCUUCCAGCCCUGCUGGGGCCAAGCUGCUGAGCUGGACUCAUGGGUUCCACCACCUGUGGGGAGUGGAGAGCGCUGGGGACCAAGGAGCUGGGUCUCCUGUGCAGUAGCAUGUCUGCACUGGGCCUGCACCACACACAGCCCCUGGCUGGGCCCACUGCAGUCUGCUCUUGUACUGCAGGGUGCUGGUAACUUGGGCAAAGCAGUAAUGGGCAAGCCUUCUCGAGCAGCUCUGAGAACGCAGCAAGCCCAUGGAGGAAUUGUUGGAUAGUGGGACCAGUUGCCUGUCAGUCCUGGAGGUGCUGGCAAUGCCUGUAGCACUGGCACCCUGCGUGUGUGGCUGUGCUGGCAGCUGGGGGGUCACCCAAAUUCUGCAAUUCCUGCGUUUGCAACAUUGGAGCUGUGGGAAUGAAACUCCUGUUGUGGGUGGCCAGUGCGCACUCUGGGCUGCUGCACCAUGUGCCUGGGGCAGCACAGUUCUCUGCAUGUCGGUGCUAGGGUUAGUGCUAGUGCAGGGGGACUGACUAUGGACCAGUCCCCUCCCCCGUGCAAUAGGGCAGCCUGCCCCAUUAGUGCUCACAGACCAUUCCCAUUUGCUACAGUGAGUCAUAAGAGGACAAAGACUGAGUCAAGGGCCUUGAUCAUUGGAGCAGAUUGUGUCUUGAUCCUGUAUUCAGCCCUGGGUGUGAGCAAGAAUCCCCCACUGUCUGCUUCUGGGGUCCAACCCUUGCCCACUUGCUCACCUGCUGGGAGUGGAGAACCCCGGGCACCACUGCUCUCUCGGGGCACAAUGCCCAUCUAUUUGGUGCCAUCCCCUCUUCCCAUCCUUUGGUACAGCCGCAGGGAAUCUGUAACAUGUGGCUGUGCUGCUAUCAGGUGGACACACGGAAUAGCAAGUAGUGGAGGGAGCACAAAGCCCUGGGCGGGACCAGGAUUCUGCUCCACUGCCCCUGCGGUGUCUUUGGAUGCAAUGGAGAGCAAAGGCCCCUGCCUCCUCCCCUGGGAGACUCCAAGGCUGGGUUGUCCAACACAGUGGACAGGGCUGGGCUGCAAUGAACAUAAAGGGACUUCUUGUGCAAGGUCACAGACAGGCCGCAGGACUCACUCUUGCUCUCAGCCUGACACUACAGCCCCAGCUGCCUAUGGUCACCAGGCAGGUUCCCUUAACAUCCUGGCCUGGACCCUGCUGUCAUGGAAGGGACUGUAGGCUACCUAAGAGACGUGAGGCACACACAGGCCUGUCUGACACAUCAUAGAAUAUCAGGGUUGGAAGGGACCUCAGGAGGUCAUUUAGUCUAACCUCAAAUCAGGACUAAUCCCCAGGCAGAUUUUUACCCCAGUUCCCUAAAUGGCCCCCUCAAGGAUUGAACUCACAAUCCUGGGUUUAGCAGGCCAAUGCUCAAACCACUGAGCUAUUCCUCCACAGGCCUGGCCAAGCCAGGGCCUGGGUUUAUUCUUCCUCCUGCUCUCCCCUUUCCUUGUGCUGGCAGAAACUGCCCUGGUGGGUGCUUGCAGCUAGGGAACCUGCUGCACAAGCCCCAAGCAUCCCAGAAGCCACCCCCACUAACUCAGUGGCCUACUUCCUAGAUUCCAAUGUCAGAAGGGGCCACUGUGAUCAUCUAGUCUGACUUCCUGCAUAGCACAGACCAGCAAACUUGAUAGAUUCAAGGAGCUCAAUCUAUUUAGUUUAACAAUGAGCAUAAGGGGUGACUUGAUUACAAUUGCUAAAUACAUAGUUAUUUAUGAAUGGGCUCUUUGAUCUAGCAGAGGAAGGGCUAGAACAAUCCAGUGUCUGGAAGUUUAAGCUAGACAAAUUCAGGGUGGAAAUAGGUGUACAUUUGUAACAGCAUAAUUAACCAGUGGAACAGUUUGCUGCAGGGGCAUGGUGGCUUCUCCAUCACUGACAAUGUUUACAUCAAGAAGGGAUGUUUUUCUAACAGCUCUUCUCUAGGAAUUCUUUGGGGCCGUUCUCUAGCCUGUGUUACAGACUAGAUGCUCAUAAUGAUCCAUGCAUCUUGGAAUCCAUAAAUCUAAACUUCCCCAAAAUUGUGGUCUUGGUGAUUUACAGCUUGGAUGGCACAGCUGAAAGGCGCUAGAAACUCCCAAAUCUGCACUGCACAAGACAUGCUAAGCCUCCCCCUUCUUACCUGGCACAGCAACGUUACCCCUCACUCUGCUGAGACUGCCAGCAAGGGGGCCUGUGCCAACUGGGACUGAUUUUGCACCAGGCCUGUAAGCUCCAAUAGCUUUUUGCUGUGGCCAGCUGUUCCCUGGACACUGAACUGAGACUUACCUAACAGCAGCCUGUGAGCAGCCAUCUACAGGGAAUGCCUGGUCACAGCAGGAGUGAAGCCAUGGGAGCUCCUUCAUAGCCCAUCAAGUUAACGCCUAAGCUUUUCUCCAGUCCAGGAAAUAGACUGUCUGCUCUUCUGUCUCUCACAGUAAGGCAAGUUUUCUGACCUUAAAUCAUUCUUGUAGCUCUACUCUGAACUCGUUCCAAUUUGUCAACAUCCCUUUAGAAAUGUGGACAUAGUAUCCAGUCCUGCUCUCACCAAUGCCAAAUUCCAUUCCCUGCUCCUACUCUACAUUCCUCUGCUUAUCCAGCCAAGAAUCAUGUGACCCUCUCUUAGCCACAGCGUGGGCCUGGGAGCUCAUGGUCAGUUGGGCCCAGGAUCCCAAGGUCUUUCCAGAAUCACUGCAUUCCAGGAUACCGUUUCCCUGUUUCUAGAUUUAAGGCCUUGCAUUUGUCUGUAUGAAAUCAUAUGUUGUUCAAAUGAGCCCAGCUGAUCAUGUGAUCCACCUCGCUCUGUAGAACUGAUGUGGCUCCAUUGCUAUUUACCUCUCCAUUAAUGUGUCUUCUAUAAAAUUUAUCUGCAGUGA
Messenger RNA from Trachemys scripta elegans, 6924 nucleotides. Its product is annotated as myb-related transcription factor, partner of profilin-like. Gene Ontology annotation, cellular component: nucleus. The record is from RefSeq and is a predicted model, not a curated record. Bases 108 to 1085 code for a protein of 325 amino acids. The transcript is spliced from 3 exons. NCBI's taxonomy places the organism in Eukaryota, Metazoa, Chordata, Testudines, Emydidae.